Molecule: messenger RNA, 960 nt
Organism: Linum tenue
Lineage: Eukaryota; Viridiplantae; Streptophyta; Magnoliopsida; Malpighiales; Linaceae
Source: the annotation of a GenBank genome assembly
AUGUCUUCAGAUUGCAAAAGCCGCCGCCGGGAGAACAAGGGCUCUGAAGAAGUAGACCGGAUCUCGAACUUACCCGACGAGGUCAUCCACGAGAUCCUCGCUCUCCUCAACUCCCCCCGGGAAGCUGCAAAAGCCAGCAUACUGUCUUCAACAUGGUUUCGGCUCUGGCGAUCAUACCCAAUCCUCGAAUUCCACGAUACCCAGUUCAAAUCGACGCAAUCGGUGAAGGGAUUCGUCUCCACCGCCAGGGAGAAGUUCAGUCGCAGAAGCGACGGUACCCUAAUUCCGAUGAAAGCCGUCAGAAUCAAGUUCAAUGUUCAAAAGAAGUGGCCCUUAGAAAUCUGCUCUGCUUUCCUCGAUGACAUGUUGGAGUUGGUUGCAAACAGAUCUCACCCACCGCAAGAGAUUGAUAUUGCAGCCGAAUUCGAUAAGAACAUUGGCAGAACCCUCAAUUUCAACGGUACGGGGGCAUACAGCAUCCCACGGGGCUUGUUGCUGCCCAAAUCCAAGCACCAAUUUCGCCUCAAAUCUCUCAAGUUGACCAACUGCAGCUUUGAUCAGUUCAAGGAUGUCAAUCUCGACAUCAACCCUUUUGUGAGCCUUGGCAGCUCCCUCCGGGGGCUUUCUCUCUCCGAACUCAGCUUCCCCGCCGGGGAAGGCGGCGGCGGCGGCCUGAUUCUGAAUAGCAUCAUCGCCGGCGCCUCUUGCUUACAGUACUUGAGUCUGUACGCAAUUGUGGGGACUCGGAGGCUUCGGGUUCGGAAUCUCCGCAACCUGAGGAGCUUGAGGUUUCUCCAAUUCCUGGUGGAGGAUUUGGAGAUUACAGGAGUCCCCUUCCUGGAAAACUUGUACAUGACUGGUGCGCCAUUGGGAGGUGAUUUUGUGGUGUCUUCGAUGCCAAAUCUCAGAGUACUAACGAUCCACAGUGAGAAAUUCAGAUUGUCAAAUUCUGCCCACUAA